This is a messenger RNA of Sabethes cyaneus, 1040 nucleotides long. Its product is annotated as RNA-binding protein 7. The transcript is spliced from 2 exons. The record is from RefSeq and is a predicted model, not a curated record. NCBI's taxonomy places the organism in Eukaryota, Metazoa, Arthropoda, Insecta, Diptera, Culicidae. Gene Ontology annotation, cellular component: nucleus. Bases 136 to 759 code for a protein of 207 amino acids. Gene Ontology annotation, biological process: regulation of alternative mRNA splicing, via spliceosome. Gene Ontology annotation, molecular function: single-stranded RNA binding.
UACCUAAUAAAAUUUAAUUACCUAGCAAGUGUAUAUCUUUUUGUGCUUCGUGCUUCCAAAGUCAAAAAUUUUUGAUGAAAACAAGAAUCUGAUCAGUAGAGAUUAAUAACUAUACUCAAACAAAGUGUAUUCAAAAUGAUGAGUGAGGAAGAUGAGCGAACGCUAUGGUGUGGAAACCUUUCGGAAAAAGUAACCGAGGAACUCCUCUAUGAACUGUUUGUUCAGGCUGGUCCUGUAGAGAUGGUUAAGAUCCCUAAAGAUAACGACAAGAGACAACGUUCCUACGCGUUUAUCACUUACGCUCAUGCAGUUUCUGUAGAGUACGCCAUAAACAUAUUUGAGGGUACCAAAUUAUUUCUUCGACCACUGACUUUGCACAGGAAAAGUAAAAACGGAGCAAACUCAUCUCCAUUGCCCAGAGGAAAUCCCCGAGGACAUAUGGGAGGUAAUAUCGCUGACAAGGGGCAGUUUUGCGAUGUUAACAUUAGUCCGGGUUCGUUGAUGGCUAUGAUGGGUCAAGGAAAUCCGCAAAUGUUGGCCAUGUUUGAUCAAAUGCAACAGAAUCCGCUACAUAGCAAAAUAAAUCGCAAUGAAUCGCGUGCGCACCACCAGCAGAAUCAUCAGAAGCCGUAUUCCAGGGGCGAAAACCAGAUGUUUUCCAGGGAUAGGAACGAUGCACAGUUUUCUCGUGAUCGAAAUCAACGAGGAAGUCAUGGUGGUGGUCACCAACGUAGAAAUGACUACCGUGGACGAAGAUAGUUUGAUAAAUUGUAUGGGAAAAGAUUACUGGAAGUAUUGUACAAAAUCUGCCUAUUUUAUAAGGGAGUGUACAAAAUAAUUGUUUAGUGGCAAGAUGGUCAAACUGCAGGAGGUACAACCAAGGCGAACCCAUACAGAAAAACCACUCGCAGAUUUCACUAGUUCAAAGAUCUCGAGAGUUUGAAUAAUCUGCAUCAAACUGCAGCAGACUAUGUUCGGCGAAAUAAUAAAUUUAAGUUUCUUAACAAAAGCAUUUUUAGAUGAAAUAAAGACGUUUGCAU